Seriola dumerili (greater amberjack) is the source of this 3137-nucleotide messenger RNA. RefSeq names its product schwannomin-interacting protein 1-like. Gene Ontology annotation, biological process: positive regulation of hippo signaling. The record is from RefSeq and is a predicted model, not a curated record. The transcript is spliced from 7 exons. NCBI's taxonomy places the organism in Eukaryota, Metazoa, Chordata, Actinopteri, Carangiformes, Carangidae. The coding region runs from base 269 to 1111 and encodes 280 amino acids. Gene Ontology annotation, cellular component: plasma membrane; cell junction.
GUUCCUUUUGUUCGGGGGUCCGGGUCCGGGCUGAACGGGUUUCUGGCCUGAUAGAGGCACAGUGAUAAGACCACCGGGACACAGUCCGGGUUAGAGAGCGGACUGAGCCGGACCGGGUCUGAGCGGCUCCUCAGGACACUUUUUCCAGAAGUUUAAGGAAAGUCGAGGGAAAGGAGGGAAGGAGGAAGAUGAGGAGGAGGAGGAGCUGAGCAAUGUGGCAAAACUUUGGAGAACGACGUCAGUAGUUGAGUCAGUGUCGGAGACUGAGAUGGAGGGAGAGAAGGAGCGACAGCGGCAGCAGCGGGAGGAGAAGGAGAGUAACGAGGCAGAGGAUGACAGGAGGAGCGAUGAUGAUGCUGACAAUGAAGAGGAGGAGGAGGAUGAAGAUUCGGAGGGUGCAGCGCUGGUGUGGCAGGAAGGCUACGGUGAGGACAAUCUGGGCCUUCCCAUCAUGCACUGGGAGGCGCUGAGCCUGCGCAUCGCUGAGCUGGAGAAACAAGAGGAGGAGAAGAAGGAGAAAAAGGCAAAGAGUGGAGUCCCUCUGGAGAGAGGCAGAGCUCCGGUGAGCUGGUCGGAGGAGAGAGGCAGGAGAGCAGAGAGCUGGGAGGACGGAGACGACGCCUGCAACAGCCACGUGCUGGCCCUCACCUCCCGGCUGCAGACACAGAUGAAUCUUCAGCUCUGCUUCAUCAACAACAGUGAGAGUGAGGAAGAAGAGGAGAAAGAGGGAGAUAACAGCAAGAAGGAGAGCUCCAGCUCCCGGAGAGGGACUGUCCAGGUUCAGAAGAAUCCUCCAACUGCUUCUAAGCCAGAGAAACCAAAGUCCAGAGGCUUCAGGAGCACCCUGAGGAGUCUCCGAGACCGGCUGAGGACCACAGACCACAAGACCCUGACUGCAGCUCAGACUGGUCCAGUGGUCCAGAGGAGACAUGUGGAGCGUAGUGAUCUACAAAGCUUCAGUUUAAAGGAGCUCAGUUCUCUCUGUGAUUCUCUCAGCCAGACCAUCCAAGACCUGAGCUCGGACCUUGUGGGUCGCCUCCAGGUCCGGGACCAGCUGAGGACUGAGCAGGACGCCAUGCUGCUGGAGGUCCAGGAUCUGACCUCAUUGUGAAGCAGCCGAGGUUCACACGAACAUUUGAACACUGUUUUUAUAGGACGAUGUCACAGUGACCUCACAAACACCUCCAUGUGACCAAAGUCUGAGCAGCCAGUCACUGAGAGGACUGAGAUGACAUCAUUCAGCUGCUCAGUGUUUAUGUUGUUGUCUGUGUUUAUGUGUUUAUAAGGGAAAUUUAGUCAAGUCCGAGGGUGAGGGUGAUGAUGGUGAUGGUGAUGAAGGUGAUGGGGGUGGAGCCUUACGGUGCAGCGAACUGAGCUUGACACCAGAUCCAGCAGUGGACACGUUUUGCCUUCAGACUCAGAGUCGGACCAGAAGAUCAGGACCAGUUUCUUCUCCACGGAGUCCACAACACAUUCAGGUCCGGGUCCUGUUAAACCAGCUCAACACCAGGACUGGAAGAACCUGGUCAGCAGUGGAGUCUCUGAGCCUCAGCUGUGAAGAUGAAGGUUUGGGGUUCAGCUGAUGUUGUUGUCAGAGAUGCUCAGUGGUUGUGUUUGAGUGUUUCUGUUUGAACCCUGACCUCAGUCUGUGCUGACAUCAUCAGUCACUACAGCCGUGGAGAAACCACCAGCUGAUCUCUGAACUUCCUGUUUGUGUUCACACAGUCACCGUGAAUCCAGAUCUCCUCAGUCCCACAGUCCUGCUGAGCUGAUGAUGAUCUGGUCUUUAGUCCUCCUCAUGAAGACUCGGUCUGACCAAUCACAUCACUGCUCUGUUCAGGACACUGAGCUCUGAGUGUUGAUUGGCUCCAUGUACAGCUGAUCAAAGUAUGAUUGAUUAUCCAGAAUGUUUCACUGACAGAACAGCCUGUGGAGGGUUUGUCCGCUGUGGAGCAGAGUUUUGAUGAGCAUGAGGUCAGGUUGUAUCCUGUGGAGGUGUGAUCCAUGUUCCUGUUGAUUGAUCUGUCUGUGGUGCUAUCAUGGAAACAUUGAAUUUGUUAUGUCUUUGUGAAGAGGAGCAGAGGGAGAAGAUUCACUCAGUGUGUUUUUAUAAACCUGGACUGAGACAGAAAACAUCCAAAGAGCAGCACCUGUAGUAAACAGAAGAACUUUAUUCGACUGACGUGUUUCAGCUUGUGGGCUUCAUCAGGGUCAUCAGAGAACAGAUCACACCAAACAUUUAAAUAGGAUAGGUAUGAAACAAAAAAAUACAAAACAGCCAAUCACAUGUCAGCACAUACAUAUCUGCCUACGGGGCUUCUGCAAAGGUGGGUUGGGCCAAUCGUUGUCUCAGGCUGGUGGAGAACGUCCAAUAGAGGACCUGGGUGCCGCCAUGUUGGAUUGUCCCAAAUGUGUCCAUUUGAUAUGGCAUAGCAGCCCCCCAAAAAACUUCAAUAAAAAAUGAGAAUAAAACUUGAUCGUGUAAAGUGGUAUAGUUUUAUACCUAUUUUAUUUGAAUGUUACAUGUGAUAUGUUCUGUGAUGAUGACCCUGGUGGAGCCCACGAGCCGAAACGCGUCAGUCUAAUAAAGUUCUUCUGUAUUCUACAAGUGCUGCUGGAGUUUUGACCUCUUUGGUUGGACCUUUUCCUUUCUCCAUGCACUGUGGAUGAAGGUGAAGUUGUGCCAGAAACCUUCCUUUGAGACAGAAAACAUCACAGGACAUUGUCAAGUCUGUAGAGACAAAUACAUUAAAUCAGUGUUGUUGAUGUUUUCACGCAAAGAUCCAGUUCACAACUAAAAUGAUCAUGAAAUGACACAACCAGUGAGAAAAUAACAGACUUCAUUGUAACAGUGUGUUUUACCAGUACAGUAUCUGUACAGGGAGUUAACGCUUGUCAGUGCUUUAACUCUUGUUCCUGCUCAGCUUCAGACUGAUGUUGAAAGGGGCUCAUGUUAAGAAGCUGCUGACUCUCAACAAUCUCUCUGUUUUCUACUGUAGAGAUAUUAAUGUUUUGUACAUGCAUGUCUUUGUGUAGGUUUUUAGGUCUGAAUGUUUGUUCUGUACAAUCAGCACAGUUUUAUUGAUCUGUUGGGUCUGGAUAUGUAAGGGAAGAUAUUUUAUUCCGUUUUUUGUGAU